Plectropomus leopardus (leopard coralgrouper) is the source of this 421-nucleotide messenger RNA. NCBI's taxonomy places the organism in Eukaryota, Metazoa, Chordata, Actinopteri, Perciformes, Serranidae. The record is from RefSeq and is a predicted model, not a curated record.
AGUAACACGGUGCUCCAUCUGGACAUGGUGACGGGCGCCGUGCGGAGGCUCAUGCUGUCUCCAGACGCCGAUCAGCCUUCAACCAGAGCGUCCAGUUGGUGGAGCAGUAAGGAACAACAGGAAGGACAUAAAAUGUGUCACGACUUUGCCCACAAAAACUGGCUCCUCUUCUAUAAGGCGGAUGGCAACCAGCUGGAGGUGCUGGAUGUGCUGGAGGGCCGGGUUCACUCCAUCUCCCUUCCCAUCAACCUGAAGUCCGUCUUCCUGGUGGCAGAGGACCGCUGGCUGCUGGUGGAGAGCAACACCAACAAGAAGUUCCUGCUGACCAAGCCCAUGCAUAUGACGGCCGAGGACUCGGGGGUCUGUCAGCUCCACAGCAUCAGCGAGGACCCGGUCAGCUCAGGCCAUGGAGCCAGCUCAG